CCCGUUCCGAUGGGAAACCACUUCCGGCAAUGCUGGCGUUUGCCCAGAAGGGACUCCCCGGGCCUUUUAUUUCGCACACCUGGCGUUUCUCUUCGGAGAGAGGACACCAAGCCGGAAGAGGAUGGCUGCGGCCGCUCUGAAGAGAUUUUGGUCCCGAAGCCGGGAAGAGGCGGUUGAUGCUGCGGCGGCAAAGCCUGGCGUGUGGGCGCGGUUAGGUGCCUGGUCCCGGCGGCUGCUGUGGCUGCGGGGUCGAGGCUGCCUGCGCCACGUAAGCCUGGGCCUCUUCUCGCUUGUGUACGAGGCGCCCUUCGACGCCCAAACCAGCCUCUACCAGGCCCGCUGCCGCUACCUGCAGCCCCGCUGGACCGACUUCCCGGGUCGGAUCCUGGACGUGGGCUUCGUGGGCCGCUGGUGGGUUCUGGGGGCCCGGAUGCGCGACUGCGACAUCAACGACGACGAGUUCGUCUACCUGCCGGUACAUCUGCGCGUCGUCGGGCCGCAUCAGCUGCACUCGGAGGCCAAUGAGCGGCUCUUCGACGAGAAAUACAAGCCUGUGGUGCUCACCGACGAUCAGGUGGACCAGGCGCUGUGGGAGGAGCAGAUGUUACAGAAGGAGAAGAAGGACCAGCUCGCCCUGAGCCAGGCCGACUCGAUGCUGAAAUCAGAGGUCGCGAGAUGAAACCUGGUGGGGAACGGCUCUGAGACCCGACAGAAUGUUCGCCUGGGAUUGUGCAAUUGGUGUGAGCGAGCCUCAGAUGCAGAGUGAUUGACAUAAAUUAUGUGUGGAGUUCUCUCCCUGGGUUUUCACAGAGUUGGGGGCCUCCCUCUCAUCUAUUCCUUGUAAGCCAACCGCUAAUGCAGCGCCUCCUUGGUCUAGGAGUUGGGGAAAGCAGAGCGAUAUGCCCUGUAAUGUUUAUCACUGCCAGAGCUGGUAAUGAGCCUUCUGCGUAAAUAAGCCUUCCUCUCUGGGCUUCACGGUUUCCAACUGAGGUAUCACAGUUACUGGGUGAUUUCCAAGCUCUCCUAAGAACUUGAAAUGUUGAUCCUCUAUUUCCACGAGUAACAUCUUUUAAAAUGUUGGAAUAAUUGUAGUUGCAGAAACUGGAAGAAUAAUAGAGGCAUGCUGGUAGCCUUCACCCAGCUUCCCCCAAAUGGUAAUGGUCUAUAUAAGCAAUACAAACCAGGAGAUUGACAAUUGUAUGACUGGAUUUUACAGGAAAGUUUUUUGCAAAAACAACCUGCUUUUUACCAUAUGUGUAUUGAUAGUGAUGUUAAAGUGACUUGGAGGGAUAAAGCAUUUUCUGACCUAGAAAUCAGUAUGAAAUCUUAGCUUCUGGUGAUGUUAUACUUCAGUAACCCUGAAAAUACACAAUCCCAUGGAAAGGAAUAUGUUGGUGUACAUAGCUGGGUUAUAGAAGUCAUAUUUUUAAAACUAAAGUAUUAGAGGAAUGAGGCUACCUCUGUCACCUAGGUGGCCUGUGGCUAGCUAAUAAACCAGGAGUUGAAACAACCA
Vicugna pacos (alpaca) is the source of this 1513-nucleotide messenger RNA. NCBI's taxonomy places the organism in Eukaryota, Metazoa, Chordata, Mammalia, Artiodactyla, Camelidae. The record is from RefSeq and is a predicted model, not a curated record.